Artibeus jamaicensis (Jamaican fruit-eating bat) is the source of this 888-nucleotide messenger RNA. RefSeq names its product peptidyl-prolyl cis-trans isomerase A-like. Gene Ontology annotation, biological process: protein folding; protein peptidyl-prolyl isomerization. The record is from RefSeq and is a predicted model, not a curated record. The transcript has 4 exons. Gene Ontology annotation, molecular function: peptidyl-prolyl cis-trans isomerase activity. NCBI's taxonomy places the organism in Eukaryota, Metazoa, Chordata, Mammalia, Chiroptera, Phyllostomidae. The coding region runs from base 1 to 888 and encodes 295 amino acids.
AUGCCUGAUGCAGAUGGACUCUUAACAAAUAUUUGUGAAGAGCUUGGUGAGCUUGCUGAUGAGACAGAGAUGCCAUCUCAGCUCAAAUUAGAUAUCGAAGACUUGAUACUGGACAGUAACUACAUUCAAGUAACGAGGGUAGAAAAAUCUUUCAGUAAAAAAUCAGGCCUUAAUUAUAGAAACCACACAGGAGUAAAAUAUUAUGAAUGUAAUGAGCGUAGAGAGGCUGCAGCUUUACUGGCAGGCUGCUUUGGCGGUGGUCUGGACCUCAUUGCUGAGCACCAGCUUAGAGCUGAGAUCACCAAGACUGAAAAUGAAUAUUUCCUAGUAAUAGUCAUGUUUUCAGGCUGCACUGUGGGUGCCACCACCAUCUCGGAUCGCCAUGGGCUUAGCCAUGCCCAAUCCUCCGUGUUCUUUGGCAUUGCCACUGAGGGUAAACCCUUCCAGCUGUUUGCAGACAGAGUUCCAAAGACAGCAGAAAACUUUUGUGCUCUGACCACUGGGGAGAAAGGAUGUGGUUAUAAAGGCUCCUGCUUUCACAGAAUUAUUCCGGGAUUUAUGUGCCAGGGUGGUGACUUCACAUGCCACAACGGCACAGGCCGCAAGUCCAUCUAUGUGGAGAAAUAUGAUGAGAAUUUCAUCCCAAAGCACACCGGUCCUGGCAUCUUGUCCAUGGCACAUGCUGGACCCCACACAAACGGUUCCCAGAUUUUCAUCUGCACUGCUAAAUCCGAGUGGCUGGAUGCCACGCCUGAGGUCUUCGGCCAGGUGAAAGUCGGCGUGGACUUCAUGACGACCAUGGAGCACUGUGGGUCCAUGGAGCACUGUGGGUCCAGGAAUGGCAGGACCAGCCAGAAGAUCACCAUCGCUGACAGUGGACAACUCUAA